GCGGUUUUAUUUUAUUGCCAGUUUUUAAAAAUUAAAAUGUAUGAAUUGUCUGAUAGCAGUGAUAGUGAUAUCGAUAGUGAUGAACGCGAUAAUCCUGGCAGCUCUAGAGGAGCGAAAAAAAGAAAAAUACACACAUCAUCUGGAAAAUGUAGAGAUCAAAAAUAUAGAUCUCAAUGGGAGUCCGAAUUCAAGUGGCUUAAACCCGUAAAUGAUAAUCCAAGGCAAGGUCAGUGUUCAGCAUGCUCCAGAGUUUUACGAGCCAAUAUUGGUGUGAUAAAAAGACAUGGUGAAGGUGCAAAACACCAGCAAAAUGUGAAAAAUAUACAGUGUCAACUGAAUUUAAGAGAUUUUAUUAAAAAAAAUGCAACUGAUAGCAAGGUCAAAAGGGCUGAACUGAAGUUAUGUGGUUUUCUAGCUGAACACAACAUUGCAUUUUUGGCAAAUGACCACCUAGUUCCCCUUCUUCAAGACUGUUUUCCGGAUUCAAAUAUUCUUAAAAAUAACGAAUUUUGUGAUCUUGUCAAUACUCUAAAAAAGGUCAAAUUCAGCAUACUUGUUGAUGAAUCAACUGAUAUUGCAGCGAUAAAGACAAUGGCCAUAUGUGUAAGAUACUACUGUGAAUCCCAGAAAGCUGUAAAAACUAGUUUUUUAUCUUUGAUGCAAGUUUUUUCUAAAGAAGACUCUGAAGGUGCUCACCAAGGAGCCACAGCAGAAAAAGUUUACAAUGAGAUAGUAGGAUUUUUUAAAAAACAAAACAUUCCAUUAGAAAAUGUAAUCGGAUUUGGAUCAGAUGGCUGUAAUGUAAUGUUUGGCGCUAACAAUUCUGUUGUUUCAAGAUUGAGAAUAGAUUUCCCGGGUAUUUUCACAUCGAAAUGCAUCUGCCAUUCCCUUCACCUCUGUGCCAGCGAGGCUUGUAAAGUGCUACCGAGAGAAACUGAAGCUAUGGCACGUGACAUAUAUACUUUUUUUAAUCACAGCUCAAAAAGACAGGCGCAAUUUGACAAGGUGGCUGUCAUUGGGACAGGUUGUAAGCAGGAUAAAAAAAACAAUGGGGGGCUUUAG
Messenger RNA from Ceutorhynchus assimilis (cabbage seed weevil), 1062 nucleotides. NCBI's taxonomy places the organism in Eukaryota, Metazoa, Arthropoda, Insecta, Coleoptera, Curculionidae. The record is from the annotation of a GenBank genome assembly.